CAUUGGCAGCUUGUGUCCAAUUAAAUUAAACACAAAUCACAGUUCCUUUUCCUUCACACACACUCAGUCCUCACAUGCCAGAAAUGGUGAAGGGAAAUCCAUAAAACCUAUUUUUAUUUUCCUCCAAUUUCUGCCCAGAAGAGCCAAAAGGGCUCCCUGAAAUGUAUGUGAGAUUCAAGCGUCUGAUCAUUGGUGGAGAGAUUGUUGUAGAAGAGAGUGAGUGGGAAAAGGAGAGAUAAAUAAAGAACAAGAAUCAUUCAAGAUUCAACCAGCCACCAUAAAUUCAUGCAGAAAUCUUCAAUGGAGAACUGUUCAAAGCCAAAACAAGCAAUAGCAACGACUGUGUUGAAAGCAACUGAGCUCGCAUUUGCAAAAUGCGAGUGUUGUGGCCUCACAGAGGAAUGCACGGAGGAAUACAUCAAGCGCGUUUGUGAACGAUUUUCGGGGCGUUGGAUUUGCGGGCUCUGCUCUGAAGCAGUGAAGGAUGAGGUGAUGAGAUCAGAGAAAGGGAUUGGGAAUGAAGAGGCUCUGAAUCAGCACAUGAGUUUCUGCAGGAAAUUCAAGAAUCUGAGCCCGCCAAAGAGUCCAAGUGAUGAUGAGCUCAUCUCUGCUGUCAAGCACCUGCUGCUCAAGAGCCUGGAUUCGCCCCGAUCCAGCCCGGUCAAGAGCCGGGGUUUGAUCCGGUUGGAGACCUGUUUAUCUGCUCUUGAUUCUUGAGAGAGAGCUUUGAAGGUAGAAAUUGGUUGCUUCAUUUGUUCUUGAAUUUGGAGACUGACUGCUAUUGCAAAAUGUUUGAGAUAAGUUAGGAUUUCAGCGAAGUUUAGUUGUUUGUAGUUGGUUGAAGAAUGUUUUCAUUCCAUUUGUUUCAAGUUAAUUGAACUGACUGAUUCAUCUGCAAA
Salvia splendens (bonfire salvia) is the source of this 899-nucleotide messenger RNA. RefSeq lists its product as uncharacterized. The transcript is spliced from 2 exons. Lineage: Eukaryota; Viridiplantae; Streptophyta; Magnoliopsida; Lamiales; Lamiaceae. The record is from RefSeq and is a predicted model, not a curated record. Bases 286 to 717 code for a protein of 143 amino acids.